AUGGGGAAUUUAGUUGACGUUGUCAAAGCAGCAUGCGAUGAUUCCCAAAUUGCAAAGAAUGUGAGCUGUGGCCGGAUGAAGUGCACUUCCAUCGUAAAAAAUGUUCUUGGAGAGCAGAGUCGCCAAGACAUCUGUGAACUCUUGCGCAGACAGAAGUUCUCUCUGCUUGUCGACGAAUCUACUGACAAGGGAACAGUGAAGCAUCUGUCCCUUGUCACCCGAGUGAUGAAUGCCAACGGCGACGUAGUGGAUGCGUUUCUUGACUUGGUACCAGUCAGCGACGGAACCGCCCAGUCUCUCUUCAGCAGUCUGAAGGCAGUCUUUACUAGCACAGAAAUUCCAUACGAAAGAAACUUGAUCGGUUUCGCGGCGGACGGAGCAAACGUGAUGAUGGGUGCUCGUCAUUCCGUCGCAUCGAUGCUGCAAGCACAAAUUCCAGGAAUUUUCAUUCUGAAAUGCAUUUGCCAUUCCUUCCAUCUCUGUGCCUCCUACGCGUGCAAAACACUACCGAGAGGAGUGGAGGAUCUGGCCCGCGAUGUGUACAACUACUUUUUGUCUCCCAAGCAGACGUCUGCAUACCAGGAGGCCCAAGGCUCGCAGAGGUGA
Rhipicephalus microplus (southern cattle tick) is the source of this 606-nucleotide messenger RNA. RefSeq lists its product as uncharacterized. NCBI's taxonomy places the organism in Eukaryota, Metazoa, Arthropoda, Arachnida, Ixodida, Ixodidae. The record is from RefSeq and is a predicted model, not a curated record.